Rhinichthys klamathensis goyatoka is the source of this 5631-nucleotide messenger RNA. RefSeq names its product ras responsive element binding protein 1b (gene rreb1b). Gene Ontology annotation, biological process: regulation of transcription by RNA polymerase II. The record is from RefSeq and is a predicted model, not a curated record. The transcript has 13 exons. Gene Ontology annotation, molecular function: DNA-binding transcription activator activity, RNA polymerase II-specific; RNA polymerase II cis-regulatory region sequence-specific DNA binding. NCBI's taxonomy places the organism in Eukaryota, Metazoa, Chordata, Actinopteri, Cypriniformes, Leuciscidae. Gene Ontology annotation, cellular component: nucleus. Bases 432 to 5519 code for a protein of 1695 amino acids.
AGCUGAACUCCAGUGGCAGCCUCAGUAACACACGUCCCCUUGGAGACUAGAGCAACACGUGAUGCGUCUACUUAUCACGUUCACUGAGCAGCGCUCAGGAACACACUUUGAGGAAAAAGUGACUUUUCUGACCCUCACUCGUCGGCAGUUUCGAUGGCCAUCAUUCCUUUAGGGAGCUAACAGAGUGGGCGAAGAGAAGUAUCCAGUUGGCGAACUUUGCACAUCCUCAAAUACGCCAUUUUGAUCGCUCUCCGGAACAAGUUUGCAGUUUUUUUUCGAAGUCCAUCAUCUCUUUUCACCAUCACCAUGUCUCAGCGCAAUCAGCCCAACCCCGAGAAAGUCAAGCUAUGAGCAGAGGUCGCUGUCCCUCAUCCUGUGCCCGUAACCCUGUGACUCCAUGACCCUGUGACGUGUUUAGCCCAAAUCUUAAAAUGGAAAUGGAAAGUGCCUCCCCUGAAAAGACUGUCAGCAAUGGUGUUGGUGCUGCUGAUGUGAAUGAACGAUCUCAUUUGUCAGAAGACGCUGUUAACAAUCAGCCAUCCACACAUACACCAGAAUCUGUUGAAGAAGCAGACUGUGAUGGAAUGGACAGACCAGAGCAUGAAGAUGAAGCUGGAGUCAGAACAGAGGAGGAGCUGUCCUCCAUCAACUCCAUGAUGAGCACUGUGAUGAAUGUGGGCCAGAUCAAUGGAGUCGACUCUGAGCCCACCAAAACAUCUCCCAGAAGUACCACCAAAUCACCCUCUGUCAAUCGUACUGGGAGAAGAAAUCAGGAAGUCAAAGAAGAACGCUCAAGCUUCAUUUGCCCCCUGUGUAACAAAAACUGCAUGACACAGCACCAACUCACCAUGCAUAUCAGACAGCAUAACACAGAUAGUGGGGGAACUGACCACUCCUGCAGUAUCUGUGGGAAGGCUUUGAGCUCGGCCAGUUCUCUGGACCGCCACAUGCUGGUUCACAGUGGAGAGAGGCCAUACAAGUGUUCGAUAUGUUACCAGACAUUCACCACCAAUGGAAACAUGCACAGGCACAUGAAAAUUCAUGAAAAGGAUGCAAACAGUAUUCUUACCCCCAGUUCUUCCCCACUUAACAAGCGCCGACGACUCUCUGCUAAGAGGAAGCCCAGUGUAGAGGAUGAAGCGGAGCAGGCUGAGGAACCACCAGUUAAAAAGGUGAUGUUGAUGCAAAAGCAUGGAGAGGACGAUUCUGUCAAGAGUGAAGAAGAGCUCCUUCACUGCCCCAUCUGCUUUAAGACAUUCAUCUGUAAAUAUGAUCUGGAAUCACACAUGGAGACACAUCCUGACACUACACUCAGGUGUAACAUUUGUUGCAUUACCUUUCGCACACACCGUGGUCUCCUGCGUCAUAACGCCGUCAUUCAUAAGCAGCUUCCCACUGACCCCUCUGGACGACCCUUUAUCCAGAAUAACCCCUCCAUCCCUCUGGGGUUUGGAGACUUGGCUUUCAUUGACUUCAGCUGUCAAAAGUUUCCCCAAAUUGCACAGGUCUGGUGUGAGAGUAAUUUGCGCAGAUGCUCUAGCAAGUUCCAUAAAUUUGUUUGUGAGGUCUGCAACAAGGCCUUCCCUCUUCAGCAGUCUUUGGAUCUCCACAAAUCCUCACAUAAAUGUAGAGCAGACACCAGCACUGAACCUCAGGAACAAAACGCAUAUGCUAUUAUGGAUGCACCCAAAGUCAACUCCCAUUUCAUGGAUUCCACGGAGGUCAAUGAACUAAUACCACAUGCUGAAAGUACCAGUUCAGAUGGGAAGAACAGUUUCAUGGAGUGCAUAGGUCUCCAACACUCCUCUUUUGCUAAGCCAGAGAAAUCAGAAGAGCAAAUUCAGCAGGAAGUUUUAGACAGCAUUCGCUUCAUUCGUGUUGAGCCUACCUCAAAUCUACCUCAAGAAAGCAGUAGCAGUCUCGGCAUCUCUAUUUUGGAGCCCGUUUCUCUUCAAGCCAUGAACAAGAAUGCCGCCCUAAGCCUGCUAUCGCUACAGCCUCUCCAUGGGGUCGUCAGUAGUGGUAUGUUUGUCCCAAUAAGUGGUCAAACUGCAGUGGAGCUGGCGGACAUUGAACAAAUCCUUAAGAUUGCAGCCUCAGUGCCACCUCAGAUGUCUUUGUCUCUGCUUCCCAAAGGUCUGGGAAGUCCUCUACAGGUGGACCCCAAACAGAUUACUUCCCUCAAACCUAAGUCCUUAAUCACUCCUCGAUCCAGCAUGAGUGCCUCCACACCCCCUCCACCCGUCAUGAAUGCCCAACAGGCCUCAUCGGGUAACAUCAGUCCUAGCCUUCCACCUCAAACAGGCCAACAAGUGAGAACUACCAGACAAUCGUCAGCCUCCUCUUCGUCCUCAACCUCGUCCUCUCCCACAAAUUGGGAGACUACUCAACUGGGGCCAGAUAUCAUAGGAACCACGAUUAUCUCAUAUGAAACUGGAAAGCAAGAAGAGUUUGACAGCAAAGAGAAGGAAUCAAGAGUCGUGGGAAAGAAAACAGCCAAGGCCGAGUACCCUUGUCGGUUCUGCAAAGAAGUCUUUUCCUUCUUAGGUGGCCUUCAGGCUCAUAUGCGUCACCAUCUGGGAGCUUCACCGUAUCAGUGCACCAUUUGUAGUUACGCCGCUCCUGACAAAGCGACGCUGAUUCGACAUCUCAGAACGCACAGCGGUGAGCGGCCAUACGUAUGUCGCCUCUGUCACUACCCUUUCACUGUGAAGGCCAACUGUGAGCGUCAUCUGCGCAAGAAACACAUGAAGAACACACGCAAAGACAUAGAGAAAAACAUAGAAUAUGUACCCACCUCCUCUGGCGUAAGCGGUGUCAUUGGAGGCACCACAUUAGACCUCCUUGAUGCGGCUGGUAGCACAUCUUGUCGAUAUUGUGGGGAGGACCUUAAGACCUACCGAGCCCUUCAGAUUCAUCUGCGAACACACAAUGGAUGUCAACGGAAGCCAUUUGAGUGUAGGCAAUGUGGGGUGGCAUUUCUCGCUAAAAGGAACUGCAUUCACCACUUGCUGAAGCACCACCCAAAUGUUCCAGAAAGGGAAAUUGAAGAACACAUCAAAAGUCUUGUACCGGUAGGAGGAGACGCCGCUGCUCAAGCCAACCCUCCAACCUCAAAUGGGCUGGUUAACAGCACCGUUCCUCGGAAUGUAGGUCCCUUCUCUGGACCUGUUGAGGACCAGGACCAGCCUUUGGAUUUCUCUAGCAAAUCUCAAAAAACAAUUGCUUCAAAUGUUAAGCUUGAAGGAACAACAUCUCCUCUGUUUAAUGACUGCUCUAUGGAGCCCAUUGAUCUCUCAAUACCUAAGUAUCCAGAGAAAAAGAUAAUGAUGAAAGAACUUCCUCAGAGCAUGUCCCUGAAUCAUCAUAAUGUCAAGAAAGAAAAGACUGCUGAAACAACCCCUGGACUUCUUGCAGCUCUCCCAGUUUCCAUUUCUAACCUGGCCCCGGCUCUAUCCAGUGACCUUACCAAGCCCUUUACUCGCUUGAAGCCACUGUUACCAAAACCAUCUUCUAUUUCCUGUACUCCUGAAAUGGCACCGCUGGCCUCCAUUGCUCAGAUCAUCUCAUCUGUGUCAGCUACCCCAGUGCUGAUCGAAACAGGAAUAGAUGCCAAGAACAGUGUUAGUGCAAUGGAUUUUAAUCCAAUAAGUGAGAAGAAGGGUCACUUAGGCACCACCAAACUGGAAUCCACUCAAAAUGGAUCUUCUGAUAACUCAAAGAAGAGAGGCAAGAAGAGAGCAUUUCAGGAGGAGUUCUGUGAUCCAAGAUUGGCAACAGGCAGUGGCAUUGACCUGGAGUCAAGUGGCGAGUUUCCCAGUGUAGAGAAAAUGCUAGCUACUACAGAUGCAAAUAAAUUCAGCCCUUACUUACAACCCAGUCAGAUGGAGCCAAUGAAAGAGGAGAAAGAGAAGCAGCCUGUCAAUAAGGAGGCAAAGGAAGGACGAGAGGACAAGCCAAAGAAACCUCCACAGAACAAAGGAAAGAAGAACGCCUACUCCAAUUCAGUGCAGAAAAUGACCUGCCCAUUCUGCCCACGUUUGUUCCCCUGGGCCAGCUCAUUACAAAGGCAUAUGCUAACACACACAGGUCAGAAGCCGUACCCUUGUCCUCAGUGUGAGUCAUUCUUCUCCACCAAGUCAAACUGUGAGCGCCACCUGCUCCGCAAACAUGGAGUAUCUAAUCGGGCACUUCAAAACAGUGGAUCUCGACCCAAACCUAAGGCUGACGAAGGAUCCCGAGGAAGCACAGGCACUUUUGAGAGUGUAUCUGACACGGAUUCUCCUGCAGCCGUAGAUAUUGCGGAUAUGAGCUCUGUCAAACAAGAGGAGAAAGCUUCAUCCCCAGAACAAACAGGACAAUCAGCCACUGAACAAACAGACAGCAGCACAGAUCCAAACCAAACACAGCCAGCUGAGGGAAACCCUGAGAGAGUAGAAGUUGAUUAUGAUGAUGACGACUCUCAGAGCAACAAGAGUCUCGAUGUAAACCUUGCUAGCAAGCUUGUAGACUUCAAGCUUUCUGGAGCAGAGCAGAACCAGCCUAAAAUAACUGCUGAACCGGUUUCUCCUCCCGACGAGUUCCCCCACACCUGUGCGUCUUGCAAAAAGACCUUCCGCCAUGCAGCCACUCUCAGCCGGCACCAGAAAACUCACAAUCAGGAGGUCCAGCCCGAGGAUGGAGGCAAGAAGGGAAGACGCCAAAGUGCUUCACAAAACCCAAUCACAGCGCCCAGAAAAGAGAUGGUGCAGGAUGCAGAUUUAGAAGAUGAUGAAAAGGAUGAGAACAGCAGCUGUGUAGAAAGUGGUGUUGAUGAGGAGGAGAAAGAGAGAGAAGAUAUGAGUGAUGAUGAAGAAGAGGCUACUUCCUCAGAGCUCAGGGCUUUGGAUGAGGAGGGCGAGUCAGCCGGAGGCAAAACCGAUAAGAGAAAGAAGAUCUGUGCUGUGUGCAGCAAACGCUUCUGGAGCCUGCAAGACUUGACCAGACACAUGCGUUCACAUACUGGCGAGCGACCUUAUAAGUGCCAAACCUGCCAUCGUACCUUCACCCUGAAGCACAGUCUGGUGAGGCACCAGCGUGUCCACCAGAAACCCACGGAUGAAAAGGGGACCGAUGAGGCAGAAAUGAACGAAGAAAUGGAUGGAGCAAGAGAUGACGGCGGAGUGCUGGAGGGAAAAGAGAUCAGGUGUUCAUCUGAAAGUGAAAGUGAAGCAACAGCUCCAAUCCAGAGUGAGAAUGAAUGUGAGAAAGCAGGAGUGUCCCAAAAAGAAGAGAGCGAUGGACACAUGGAGGACCUUAAAGAGAAGCAGCACCCUGAAGAAACAUCUAUGGAGAUGAAUUCUUCUGAAGAACCUCCCAAAGAACCUCAGCCUGAUGGGGCUGAACCGGAGGAGCAUCAAACCGAGGAACCGUUAGUUGUCUCAGUAGAGGCCCGAUCAGGCUGUGACCCAGAACCUGCAAAAAUCAGUGACCAUAGCUGUACAGCGGCUCAGGAAAUGACAGAGACGCCUGUUCAGUGAAGAGAAAAUUCACUAUGUUGAUUUUGUGCCAUAGUUUAUGAAGCUUCCACAAACACUAGGAGUUACAAAGCCUGGCCUUUGCUGAUAUGUGUCUUAUAAUACAGUAUGCAUG